Drosophila mojavensis is the source of this 2025-nucleotide messenger RNA. RefSeq names its product endochitinase. NCBI's taxonomy places the organism in Eukaryota, Metazoa, Arthropoda, Insecta, Diptera, Drosophilidae. Bases 111 to 1868 code for a protein of 585 amino acids. Gene Ontology annotation, molecular function: chitin binding; chitinase activity. The transcript has 7 exons. The record is from RefSeq and is a predicted model, not a curated record. Gene Ontology annotation, biological process: carbohydrate metabolic process; chitin catabolic process. Gene Ontology annotation, cellular component: extracellular region.
GCCAAACGAGCGCCGCAUCAAGUCUUCGUCGUCGUCGUCUUCGUAUAUCCCCGUUCCAGUUCGUAUAAUCGUAUAAUCGAGUAUUACUACCGAGUUUUUAGCAUUAAAAAAUGGUGCAACAUCAUCUCAUGUUGCUGCUGCUGCUCCUGCUGGGCGUGCCGAGCCUCAUCCUGGCCAGCGAACAGCCAGCGCGCAUUGUCUGCUACUUCAGCAACUGGGCCGUCUAUCGUCCAGGCAUUGGACGUUACGGGCUGGAGGAUGUGCCAGCGGAUCUGUGCACGCAUCUGGUGUACUCCUUCAUUGGCGUGAAUGAUGAGAAUUGGGAGGUGCUGGUCAUAGAUCCCGAGCUGGAUGUGGAGCAAGAGGGCUUCCGCAAGUUCACGCAGCUGCGGCAGACGCAUCCAAAGCUCAAGCUCCAGAUAGCGGUGGGUGGCUGGGCGGAGGGCGGUGCCAAGUAUUCACGAAUGGCAGCGGUUCGCGAGAAACGCCAGAGUUUUAUACGCAGCGUGGUGCAAUUCAUGAAAGAGUAUGACUUUGAUGGCUUCGACCUGGACUGGGAGUAUCCGGGCGCCACGGAUCGCGGAGGCAGCUACGGAGACAAGGACAAGUUCUUGUACUUUGUGCAGGAGCUGCGACGCGCCUUCGAUCGCGAGGGUCGUGGCUGGGAGAUCACCAUGGCGGUGCCGGUGGCCAAGUUCCGGCUGCAAGAAGGCUACCAUGUGCCCGAGCUGUGCGAACUCCUGGAUGCCAUACAUGCCAUGACCUAUGACCUGCGCGGCAAUUGGGCCGGCUUCGCGGAUGUGCAUAGUCCGCUGUACAAGCGCAAGCAUGAUCAAUACGCCUACGAGCGACUCAAUGUGAAUGACGGCCUGGCCUUGUGGGAGGAGAUGGGCUGUCCGGCCAACAAACUGGUGGUGGGCGUGCCUUUCUACGGACGCACCUUUACGUUGAGCAACUCGAACAAGAACUACAACAUGGGCACCUACAUCAACAAGGAGGCGGGCGGCGGUGCUCCAGGGCCCUACACGAAUGCGAGCGGUUUCCUGGCCUACUACGAAAUCUGCACAGAGGUCAUGGACAAGUCGAAGGGCUGGACCGUGGAGUGGGACGAUGUGGGCAUGGUGCCCUACACCUACAAGGACACCCAGUGGGUGGGCUACGAGAACGAGGCCUCGGUGCAGAUCAAAAUGGACUUCAUCAAGGCCAAGGGCUACGCGGGCGCCAUGACUUGGGCCAUUGACAUGGACGACUUCCAUGGGCUCUGCGGCCCUAAGAAUGGUCUAAUGCAAAUACUCUACAACAACAUGCGGCACUACACAGUGCCGGAGCCGACGCGCGAGACGACGCCACGGCCCGAAUGGGCCAAGCCACCCGCCACACCACCCAAUCCGGACGAGGCGCAGCUGCAGCCGAUGGCCACGACGACGCGUAAACCGAAACCGAAGCCAAAACCAACGUCAACGCCAGUCAGCCCAACGUCAGCACCGGUGCCAGCUGUGAGCAGCACCACCAAGAAACCCACCACAAAGAAACCCAAGAAGCCCAAGAAAACAACCACAACGACCACCACAACCACAACCGCUGCGCCCAGCUCUACGGAAGAACCCGAGGAGAUCGUCGAUCCCGAAAGAGAAGAGAACGGCGUUGCCUUCGAUGCCAGCGAAAUUGACUGCACCAACCGAGACUUUGUGCCGCAUCCCAACUGCCGAAAGUACUUCCGCUGCGUGCAUGGCAAGCCUGUGGAAUUUGAGUGUAAAGAGGGCACAGCUUUCCAUACAGUGCUCAACGUUUGUGAUUGGAUCGAGAAUAGCGAUCGGUACUACUGCACUCGCAUCAAGAACAAAGAUCAUGGAAAUGAGGCACACUAGUGCGGCAGCUUGGAGGGAUUUUCUUUACAAAUCUGAAACUAUUUAAAAACUAUUUAUUAUGUUAGCUGAGGUAAAUAUUUUUAGCGCUCAGUGAGAGUGAGCAAUAGAUCUUAGGUCUUUUGAGUAUUUAUAAUAAAAUAGCCUUCAUACAUUGAAA